Messenger RNA from Salvelinus namaycush (lake trout), 2708 nucleotides. Its product is annotated as receptor-type tyrosine-protein phosphatase N2-like. The record is from RefSeq and is a predicted model, not a curated record. The annotation marks the transcript as partial. NCBI's taxonomy places the organism in Eukaryota, Metazoa, Chordata, Actinopteri, Salmoniformes, Salmonidae. The transcript has 19 exons. Gene Ontology annotation, cellular component: secretory granule.
ACGGUCUCUUCGGGCAGUGCCGUACCUCUAAGCAGGACCAGGUGCAGUACCAGGUGUCAGUUCCUGUUCUGAAGAGGAUGCAGGAGGUCCUCAAGCAGCUCAUGCUACAGGGUCUGUCCUGGCAGGAUGACAUUACCCAGUACGUUGUUGCCAAAGAGCUGAGCAGAGUUCCUCACACCACACACUCCUCCAGUCAGAGAGGAUACCCCAGCAGCUCCUCCAAUCAGAGAGGAUACCCCAUCAGCUCUUCCAAGUCAGGGGCCAGUCAGGCUGACAGCCACCAGGACUACUUGAUAGUAGACCAUCUCCAGUCCCCCCUUCGCAUGCAGACAUCUCCCAUGGACCCCUUUACCUACCAACAGGAAGAUAUGGAGCGCUCCCUCCACCAGGGAGGAGGAGUCUACGCAGGGAUUCGUCCUUCCUCCAGAUACCAACAAGCCAAACAGAGAGAGAGAGACCGUCAACUGCUGCAGGACGUCAUCUCCCUCUAUCUGUCCUCUUCCCCUGCACAGCCCUCAUUCCGCCACCGCGGGGCAGCAGCCCUGCCAGCCCCACCCUACUACGAGGAACCGGAGCUGCCUCUGGACUAUGUAGAGGACUACAGUCUGACAGAGCUGGCUAUGGCUAGAGCCAGACAACAGCAGCAACAGCAGCAGCUUCCACAGGGGGACUACAGCUCUCUGGCUGGGCUGGAUGAGUCUAUCCUACAGCGUAUGGUGGAGACCCUGGAGAGGUACGGUAUUGACCCUAGAGAGCUGACCCCCCAGCAGCUCUACAGACUGGCUGUGGUGCUGCAGCUGAUGCAGGCUGAGGACCAGGACAACAUAGAUCCACUUGCCGAUGAUCCAAAGACGCAGCAGGUUCUUAAAAGCAGUGACACAGUGCCCAAAAAGGGAGAGAAAGCUCCCGUCCUUGUCCCCCGUCCCUCCUCUGCCCCAGGGCCCAAGGUGGUCCCUACCCUGGCCCCAGCUGCCACUAGUCCCCCCCUCACAGCACCUCUAGGGGGCAGCGUGAUAGCCAAGGACUCCUCUGUCUCUGUGGAGGAUGUGAAAGGGAAGGUGAAAAGCUCCAAUGUCCCAGCAGGGCUACCAGCUGCUGAGGGGGGAACAGCAGCCAGGGAGGAGUACGGAUACAUCGUCACUAACCAGAGUCCUCUCAGUCUGUAUAAUGGGGUGAAGCUACUGGGCGUACUGGCAGAGAGGAUCCACCUGACUACCAGCAGCUUCAUCAACAUCAGUGUGGUGGGUCCUGCCCUGACGUUCAGGAUCAGGCAGAACCCUCAGAACAUGAGUGCAGACGAUAUGGCUGAGAAGGCUGACGGUCUCUUCGGGCAGUGCCGUACCUCUAAGCAGGACCAGGUGCAGUACCAGGUGUCAGUUCCUGUUCUGAAGAGGAUGCAGGAGGUCCUCAAGCAGCUCAUGCUACAGGGUCUGUCCUGGCAGGAUGACAUUACCCAGUACGUUGUUGCCAAAGAGCUGAGCAGAGUUCCUCACACCACACACUCCUCCAGUCAGAGAGGAUACCCCAGCAGCUCCUCCAAUCAGAGAGGAUACCCCAUCAGCUCUUCCAAGUCAGGGGCCAGUCAGGCUGACAGCCACCAGGACUACUUGAUAGUAGACCAUCUCCAGUCCCCCCUUCGCAUGCAGACAUCUCCCAUGGACCCCUUUACCUACCAACAGGAAGAUAUGGAGCGCUCCCUCCACCAGGGAGGAGGAGUCUACGCAGGGAUUCGUCCUUCCUCCAGAUACCAACAAGCCAAACAGAGAGAGAGAGACCGUCAACUGCUGCAGGACGUCAUCUCCCUCUAUCUGUCCUCUUCCCCUGCACAGCCCUCAUUCCGCCACCGCGGGGCAGCAGCCCUGCCAGCCCCACCCUACUACGAGGAACCGGAGCUGCCUCUGGACUAUGUAGAGGACUACAGUCUGACAGAGCUGGCUAUGGCUAGAGCCAGACAACAGCAGCAACAGCAGCAGCUUCCACAGGGGGACUACAGCUCUCUGGCUGGGCUGGAUGAGUCUAUCCUACAGCGUAUGGUGGAGACCCUGGAGAGGUACGGUAUUGACCCUAGAGAGCUGACCCCCCAGCAGCUCUACAGACUGGCUGUGGUGCUGCAGCUGAUGCAGGCUGAGGACCAGGACAACAUAGAUCCACUUGCCGAUGAUCCAAAGACGCAGCAGGUUCUUAAAAGCAGUGACACAGUGCCCAAAAAGGGAGAGAAAGCUCCCGUCCUUGUCCCCCGUCCCUCCUCUGCCCCAGGGCCCAAGGUGGUCCCUACCCUGGCCCCAGCUGCCACUAGUCCCCCCCUCACAGCACCUCUAGGGGGCAGCGUGAUAGCCAAGGACUCCUCUGUCUCUGUGGAGGAUGUGAAAGGGAAGGUGAAAAGCUCCAAUGUCCCAGCAGGGCUACCAGCUGCUGAGGGGGGAACAGCAGCCAGGGAGGAGUACGGAUACAUCGUCACUAACCAGAGUCCUCUCAGUCUGUAUAAUGGGGUGAAGCUACUGGGCGUACUGGCAGAGAGGAUCCACCUGACUACCAGCAGCUUCAUCAACAUCAGUGUGGUGGGUCCUGCCCUGACGUUCAGGAUCAGGCAGAACCCUCAGAACAUGAGUGCAGACGAUAUGGCUGAGAAGGCUGCGUCUCAGAAGUCCUUUCUGGAGUCUGAGACAGGGUUGAAGAUACUGCAGACUGGUGUGGGAGAGGUACAGUAG